Heterotrigona itama is the source of this 7434-nucleotide messenger RNA. Lineage: Eukaryota; Metazoa; Arthropoda; Insecta; Hymenoptera; Apidae. The record is from the annotation of a GenBank genome assembly.
AUGCCUAGUCAAGAAGAUAUGGACCUUUGUACCGACAAGGUACUGUCCAAAGGAAGAAUUCUUCAGGAAUUAACCAAAGCUGUCAAAUUGGUGAGUGUCUGCUUCGGCAUAGGGACGACGUAUCAAGGCCAUACGUCUAUAUACAUAUAUAUACAUAUAUAUGUACAUAUGCACUUUCCUAACGCGAAUUUUUAUAUAUAUACUGAAUUAACGGCUCCUCCGAAACUCUUCUCUAAACGAUUUAGAUAGAUUUUCAUUUCUUUUUCCUCGCAGAUAAAUACGACUUUACUUGAAAUAUUUAACUAUGACGAAACAGCUGAAACUGCAGUGGCACGCACUUGCACGCUGUAGUGCGUGUAUCAAACGUUUAACAGUUAAAUGCGUUUUAUUGUCUUUAUUGUUUUUGAACGCGAAACUGUGUUGAAGAAGUACAUGUGCUCCUCUCGUCAUCAUGAUUUCCCGUUUCUCACUCGCAACUUACUCAACAUCUUGUUCCACGUCGUGGCUCCUCCACUGACGUACGUGCUUUUACCUCUUUGUUCGUAUUAUUGUCAACUAUAUUAUUUCAUUAUUGUUCGAUGAAAUCCUCGGUGAUCGAUAAAUCUUGAUUUCGUCAUUUUGUAAACUAUUUCACGUUUAAUCUUGAUUACCUGUUGUUGUUAAUACCCUAACUAACUAUUUAAUGUUUAAUAUUUUAUAUUGUUUAAUAUAACGUUUAUAGUAAUAGGAGUCAUUAAACAAGUAUAAAUAUGUUAUAUUUAUCUUUAAAAAAUAUUCAUUGAGAUAUUUAGUUAGCUGUUUUAAAUUAAUAUAGCAUAAGUAUAUAAUUUUAAUGUUAAGAGUAACUUUCCAUUAACACUGACAAAUUUAGAUUGAAAUAUGAAUAUGAAGACCAUAGAUAAAUUUGUAUAUUAAAAUUAUCAAUGUUAAAUCCAUCUACUUUUUGUAAUUAAAUAAACAAAAUUUAUUGCUUAUAUUUACUAGGUUUACGCUCAAAGUUUAUAUGGUACAGUAGUCUUAGAUGGUGAUUCUUGGUUGGUCUACUGGUUAGAUCGGGCUUUACGCCAUGGACUGCGUACAGAAAGACAUGGAUAUUGGGGCACUGCUCGUGAGCUUAGUCAUCAGGAUACUGUUGUUGUAAUUCAUGCUCUUCAAAGUGUAUUAACAUCUAUCGGAAAAGGAAGAGCAUGGCUUUACCAUACUCUUAGCGAAGGCAGCUUUGAAAGUUAUUUAGCCUGCUUAUUACGAGAUACAAAAACAUUAAAGAAACAAUAUUUUCCACAUGCACUUGUACGAGAUGCAGAUAAAACUAACCAAUUAGUUAAUCUUCUUGCUGGUUUAGAAAAUGUAUCUUUUACAUUGCAACUGGAUGUCACAUACCUUGAUAUUUGCAAUUACAUGCCUCAAAGGCCUAUGAGUGUGAAUCCUUCUGGAACUAUAUUAUCAUUACAUCUCAGAUCAUCUAGUGUUUCUUCGAGUUUAGCUUCUCCUGGUGAUAGUGGAAUUGCUUUUGACAGUGAUAUGGAUCUUGCUAAUGAAACAGAUGCUAGUAGUUACAAGGAGGAAGAUUUUCAUUUGGAAGAAACUCCAAGGUAUCGAAAUAAUAGGUACAAAACAAUGAUAAACAACUGUAGAGAAGACAAUAAAAAUUUCAGCUCCAGUGAUUCUAGCGAAGAUGGAAAAACACCUACACAAUCACCAGGAAUGGUUACCAAGUUUCAAACUGCGAUAAUGACGAAAAGUGAUAUAGCGAAUCAAAAUUUAACUAGAAAACUUGAUGAUAAUGAGCUUAAUUGUUCCAGUUUGGAUACCUUAAAAGGUUACGAUUUUUAUAGUAAAAGUUUAGAUGAGUCAAAAUUAGAUAAAAUAAGUAAUAAAAAUGAUAACGGAAUUAAAGAAUUGAAUAAAAGAACUACGUACUACAGCGAUGGUAGUUAUAGUUUUAAAAGAAAUAUUGAUCCCCGAAAUUCAUAUGUAAUCAACAAUGAUACAAAUCUUUUAGAACUUAGUAUGACGAUUUCAGAUUGUGAAAAUACAGAACCACCAUAUGGUAUUUUGAAUACUAUCAAUGUGACCGAUGCUAGUAUUUUAUCAUCUUCUAGCUCUGAAGCUAUAGUGCAACGUAGGCAACGCAAAAAGAAACGCGGGGAAAGUAAAAAACGCGUCAGUUUUCAUGAAGAUAUUUUAAAAACGAUGAAAUUGGACGAUGAUGAGAAUUAUGCUGAUUUUUCUAUGAGUUUUUUAACACCUAAUUCUGUUCAGAAAAAAGAUGUGCAGAAAGGAAGAUAUAGUUGGUGCGCUCAUGGAGAUUCUCCGUAUGUUCAAAGAAAUGUUAAUCCCAGAAAUGCACAUUCGGAUUAUUAUUCUUAUUCUUCAUCAUCGAGUGUGUUUGAUAGUGAUUGUGAAAAGAAAGGAUCAAAGAGUUGCGAACAAGUUCCAUGUCAAACUAAUUGCAAGUGUGCUUGUGGAUUGUCACUUUCAGAGAGAGGCGCGCCAGAAGGCCAAGAAGAUCCUGGUAAAGCAUUUAGACCAAAAAUGGAAAUUGAAUUAGAAGAAAAUGAAGCCCAAGAAGCAUACAUUAUCGAGAAAGAAUAUGGAAAUAUAGUAGAAGAUCCUCCAACGAAAGUUCAAAUGCCUUGUCCAUCUAAUUCGAAAAAAUCUAAUUCUAGUGAUUGGUCGGAUGUUGAUAAUACUACUACAUCGGAUAUGGAAGAACGUAGAGGUAGCAGACAUUUAGCUUCACCAUCCAAAAAACGUAACAUGACAUCAAUACUAACAGGAGAAAAUAGCAACAAAUUAUUAGCACCGCCACCUUUAAGACAAGCUCCGUCUAAAACAUCGUUGUUAAGCAGAUUUUUGAAAUCUAUUACAGAGAGAAAAUUCGAAGUUAAAAGAAGUAAAAAAUCACAGAAAACGAAUCCUUUAUAUAUCAAGGGUGUUAAAACGAGUUAUGAUUCUUUUAAAGAAUUUAAUGAUAACCUUGAUCGAGAAAUACAAGAGAACGUGGCGGCAGGGAAACAAGAAUUUAGCGGAGAAAAAGUUAGCUUAAAAUUACGAGAACUUUUCAAGAAACAUAUUUAUAGGGAUAAAACGGAAGAAUUAUAUAAAGUAUAUAAAGUUAGGAGUUCGUAUAUGACAAAUGGGGAAAGUAAACCAAUGAUUGCUUUAUUAACAGAUAAAACGUUAUAUUUAACAGGUUCGAAACCAGACCAUACUUAUAGUAAUCAAUUUGUUAUUCCUUAUAACGAAUUAGAUGUUAUUAUGGUUGGACCAAAUGCACAAACAAUACUAUUGUCAAAUGCAGAUUACGAAAUGCAGUAUUUAUUUUCUACGGGAAGUUCCCAAACAACUUCAGAGUUAAUUGCCCACUUGGAGAUGGCUAUAAGAAGAUCUCCAAUAAAACCAAGACUUCCAGCAGUUAAAGUAUUGAGUUACGAAGACAUGCAUAUUUUAAGGCAUUCUGUCAUGUGUGAUACUGCUGUUCAUCCUGAUGAAAAAAUUGAACACUAUAAUCUCAUUUAUAUGGAAGAUGAACAUAUGUCACCACCUAGUACGCCAUGUGGUCCAACAAAAGAAGGCGAUCUUAUGUACAGACCACAUACGUAUCAACAACUUCAUCCUAAUGCUCCAACGAAUCCAUGGGAAGCUGGAUACUUUGUUCUUAAAGGUGGAGUUGUUUACAUGUUUACGGAUGCAAGUCAGCGAUUACCGAAACGAGCUAUUCCAUUGAAAGGUGGACUUUGUCAAGGAUGUCGAAGAAUCCCCAAUUCUCAUCGUCCUCAUACAUUCGAGAUACUUUUAAAGCCAAAUAAAGCCUUUCAAUUUGCUGCUCCCGACGAAUACGUUGCAUCCGAAUGGUUACAAAGCUUUGUUCAAAGUGCUUCUGGAUUGUUCGAUGUUACGGAAAAAAGAAAACCUUUGCCAUGUAGUCUUAUUACAACUACUAAACAUUUAGUAGCUAUGAAAGAAGUAUUUCCUGGUAAACAACGUGGACAAACACUUUCUUGUGCUUCUGUAGAAGAUCUCACAGCCUUCAGAGUACCUUUAACUCAACAAUCUUGGUGUAUACUGGAAUUUGCAUGUCGAGAAGUACAUGAAAGUAGUGGCGAUUGGGUUAUAUAUUUUACGAAUUACACAGAAUUAUGUACCUUUAGAGAAAUUUUAGAAACAUUAUGGGCUGAUGCAAGUUUGGGUGAAUUUCCUAUGGUGACGCUUCCACCAGAAGAUAAGCUUCAUCGACGUUGCUCAGAUGCCAGUAAAGAACUAGAGCUUGCAUGGCGAUAUUUAUUACCUACAGUAAUCGAUUAAACAAUAAGGCGUACCAGUAGAUAAUAGCUAUUGCAUCGUCAUAUCUAGUAGUAGAAAUUAUGAAACAUAAAUAUUUGAAUGAAUCAAUUCAUAUGUUACAGCAAUUUGAUAAAAUCGGAUAUAAUAUUAUAAACAAGUAAUUACUCAAAAUCAAUAUUUUACGUUCCUCAACUAACGAGGAGUGGUGAAUGCGAAAGAUCAUAUAAAUAUAAAUUACAAAUAUUUAGUGAUACGUAAUUAUUGAUGUGCUAAUUUAAUAAAAUGGUGCAAUAUGUUUUUAAUAGCGUAAACCAUAAUAUGAAUAAUUAAUAAUUAACACACGACUGUAAUAUAAUAAUGAGUGCGUAAAAUUACUGUUAUAUGAAUGUCUAUAUAAUCACAUUUAUAACUAAUUUGCAUUUGAAGGUGCACUAUAGAUACCAAAUGAUUUUGAAAAUAAUACUAAUACAAAGGCAGUAAGACGUAGUACAGCUUCUAUAAUGAAAGAUUAGUCUAUAAAUUGCUUUUGAAGUAAGUGUAUAACGUAUAAUUAACAUUCCUAUUAAUAAUACUGAUAAUAAUAAUGGUAAUUAUAAUAUAUAACGCAGCUUUUUAAUUUUAUUUUUGAUAUCUUUUGUUUAUAUAUGUAUUUAUAUCUUUUACUAUCUUAAAAUUGUUGUUUUGAUUAAAAUUCUGAUUAUUAUGCUGUUAAAUUUAAAAAUUAUUGUUAUUUGCAAGGUGCUUUUAUUUAAUAAUUCGAUAUUUGCAGCAGAUAAAUAGCGAGAAAAACUUGUAAUGAGAUAGUUUUUUUUUAUAAAUCGUUAUCGAUAGUAUGCAUUUUGAAAUGGAAGAAACUGUUUUGUAUAACAAAGAAAUUUUUUCUAAUAUGAAAAUUACAUUAUUUUCUAAUUUUUUUCUAUAAUGAACAAGUUAUUUAUCUUACCAAGAACAAGAAAUCGAUGCUGUAAAUCAUUGUGAAUAAAAUUUUAAUUCUAUGUGCAUUGUUGUGAUAAAAUAUUAAAUUAAAAAGACUUAUUAGUAUGGGCAAUAUGAAACUUGCGUACAUGAUAUAAAAUUGGAACAUAAUCAACAUAUAUUAGUUUCUAGUAUGGAAUUAGAGGAAAAUGAUGUUGUAAAUCAUACAUGCUUCGAUUAAGCAUGUAAACAUGUCAAGUAUUCCUAAAUGUUAUAGUCAUGGAAUUUUUGCACAAUGUCACCACCGUGAUCUUUAAAUGAUCUUUAAAGUUACAAACAAAAAAUAAGUAGAAAUAAAAUUGUAACUAGUCAACAAAAUAAAAGUAAAAACUUGUCUUAUUCUUUUUUCUUAUACAAUGUAAUGAAGAAUUUGAAGUUUAAUUAUACAUUGGACAUAUCUUUUAUUUUAUUUUUAUUAUAAUAAAUUCUACAUAAUUAUAACGUAUUUAUCAUUAAAUGCUUUAUAUUAUCAAUUUAUGCCGGUAUUUUUUAAAUUGAAUUGUACGUAAAACAACAUGUAAUGAGAAUAAGCAAUAACAUUUAAUGUUAUCUUAAUUUAAAAUAUCUUUAUCAAUAUUACAAUCUAUUUAAGUUCUAUGUAAUGAAAAAAGAUAUUUAAUCGCGUACAAAAUGUCCCUCCGUCUUUCUUAACUUCUUUACCUUUUCUAUAUCUGCCAAUGGAUAUUGUUCUUUCACAGCUUCCAUAUCAAGAUUGGGGAAAAUUCGCAUCAAAGUAGCUACCCUAUUUAUUUGACGACUGAAACAACAAAGAUUUUUACAGAUUAGAGAUGGUUCAUUAAAAAAAUUGUUUUAUAAUUAUACUGAAGAAAUACAUACUUUCUUGAUUUACGUUUUUCAUUCCAUAAUUUUUCUCUAUAAAGUCGCAAAAAUUUAGACACUGCAUAUCCACCAUAACCAAAUUUAUGUGUUUUAUGCCAUUCAGGAUUUGCAUGUUUUGGUCUAGAAUAUUGUUGCAAUCGAUAACGGAAACGCAAACCUAUAUAGCAUAAUUGAUUCAUAACAAAAUUUUUGCAUAUUUUAUAACAUAUAGAAUAAAAAUAUAAAAUUUUACCAAGAGGAUUAUAUUUUAAUGUUACAGGUCGUUCUCCAGUUGUUCCAGUUUCAAGCAUGUAAUAUGCUUUAUUCCUUUCACGAACUAUUGAUUCUAAGUUAGCCAUGCUAUCUUCAACUUUAUCAAUUCGUUCAGGAUUUGGAAAAUAUUUAUAUUCUCGCUUAUAAAUUUCUUCCAUUGUUAACAGCAUAUUGCGUUCUUUUAAUAACACAUACCUAUGUUAAUAAUUUUUAUUACUAUAAGAUAUUGUUACAUUUUGUAAGAUUUGUGUUUUACCAUAAUUUAUGAAGUUCUUCAUUGCUUUUUAACCUUAGUUCAUCUUUUUGCCAAGAACGGCCAACACGUACUUUAUUUUUGUCCCAAUUUUUUGGAUCAUCAAAAAAUUCCAUCAAGUCAUAACGUUUACAUGUAGUGUGAAUGAGACUACAUGGAAAAGUAGGCAUCCUAAAUAAUUUAAACAAUUUCUGCAUUGCAUAAACAAUAAUUUUACAACUUAAUAGACAUUUAUAUAUUUAUAAACUAAAUCAAUACAAUUAUUGUUAUUAAUUUUUAUGUAUAGAUAAAAGCAUACUUCAAAUAUCAAGUAUUAAAUAAUAAUUAUAAAAUGUAUAAUCAUUUGAAAAAAAUAUUUGUAAGCAAAAAAAUAUUACAUUCGUAAAACUAAUAUCAUACACGUUAAUAACGUAUACAUGCGUUUACGUUAAAUAAAAAAAAUUAUUCGACACAUAACCUUUAAUUUUAUUGAAGUCAAAAUAAUUUAUUGAAUAGAAAUAAUAUAAAAAGUCAUAAAAACCUUUGAAUGAACAUUGAACUUCUAGAGUUAAUAUUUUGCGAUAAAAUUAAAUUCGUAAACAACUUCGUCACAUUAUUUACAGCUUUCGAAAUCUGCACAAUCUUCGUGAAAGUUGCCAUUUUACCAAGUAUUACCAAGUAUAUUUCGUUACUAACAAUAAGAUUUCUGAUUGAACAUUGAUAUAAAAUUUAAUGAAAUAAAAGUUCGUUAUAUAAAGGAAUCAUCACAUAUUAAAUAGAAUUUAAUUAGGAUCUAAUUACGAUCUAAUUACGAAAAUUCAUUAAUCUUUUUUUUUUAUUAGCAUUAA